UUUCAAUCACAUUUUCAUUGAACUUUAAGUAAUAAUAUUUUCUUCAACUUCAAAUUCAAAUUAUGUGUAACAAAUUCUAAAAAUAAAUAAGCCGAAUAAUGAUCCACGUGUACAUUUACCAAUUACGUAUGAACUAUUUCACUCUACCUGUAAAUUUUGAGAGUAAAUAGUUUGAAGUUACUGAAAAAGUAAGUAUUAGUGAGUCAGAAAUCAACAUGAUUCAGUAUAUUUAACGGAAAGAAUGGAUCUUCUCCGAUAUCGAAAGUUGUUCGUUUAUCUUUUGACAUUUUUGGCGUACGCCUGGUCCGGAUAUGGUGCUGGUUUAUUAGGAAAUUUGCGUGAUGCAGUUCUUGCAGCUGAAACAAUUUUCGGUGAUUUAUUCCAAAAUGCCAUAACAGUUGUCAAUAAAAUGAAAGACAUUCAUGAAGUAUUUGAUGCUGCUGUUGAAGAAAAUUGUGUCUAUACAUGUCCAUCAGGAGCUGCUCCAAAGCCAAAUAAAAAUCACAUACCGCAAAGUAAUGGUUGUGGAUCAUUGGGAAUUGAAAUUAAUCAAGAAUACCUGCCAUUAUCUGAGAUGACUAAAUGUUGUGAUGAACAUGACAUUUGUUAUGACACAUGUAAUACUGAUAAAGAAAAAUGUGAUUUAGAAUUUAAAAGAUGUCUAUACAAAUACUGUGAAGGGUAUCAAAGUACAGGAAUUACUAUUGUAAAUACUUGUAAAGCUGCAGCUAAAAUGCUAUUUACUGGUACAACUGCAUUAGGCUGUAAAAGUUAUAUUGAUGCACAAAAAGAAGCUUGUUGGUGUGGAGAUAAACCAACUAAAAAUAAAUGGAAAAAAUCCAAGUGGUCUGGCUCGGAUGAUUUGUAAUAUAAUUAAUAUGAAGAUUUAUGAAUAAUUAUUUUUAAUUAAUAAUUUAGCAUUAAAUCAAUUCUCAUUGAUUUUUAUAGUUUUAAUAAUGGAAAAUUAUAAUUUCUAUCAACUGUAAAAAAUAGCUUCCAUCCGAAAGCAAUCAUGACAUUUUUAUGUUUCGCUCUAAAAUUAUGUAUUAUUUAUUUUUUUAAUAAUAAAAAGAAAAAAGAGAGUA
This is a messenger RNA of Chelonus insularis, 1085 nucleotides long. RefSeq names its product phospholipase A2 group XII (gene GXIVsPLA2). Gene Ontology annotation, molecular function: A2-type glycerophospholipase activity; calcium ion binding. Lineage: Eukaryota; Metazoa; Arthropoda; Insecta; Hymenoptera; Braconidae. The transcript is spliced from 3 exons. Bases 242 to 868 code for a protein of 208 amino acids. Gene Ontology annotation, biological process: arachidonate secretion; lipid catabolic process; phospholipid metabolic process. The record is from RefSeq and is a predicted model, not a curated record. Gene Ontology annotation, cellular component: extracellular region.